AUGAUGCCUGCAGAAGCAUACUCUUCAUCUAGUGAGAACUCAGCGGACAGCAUCCUUCAAGCUGUUCUGGCCCGCAAGAAGAAGCAGAACGUGAAAAAGGCCCAGCCAUGGAAAGAAACCUAUGCUCCACAGGUCGAGGACUUGCCCACCACCACUUCUCCCCAUGACAAACCUUGGCUUGAUGGCAAAUCUGGUGGGGAAGACGAUCCCAACGACACCGACGCUGGCAAAACUUGA
Messenger RNA from Fusarium subglutinans, 237 nucleotides. RefSeq lists its product as uncharacterized. The coding region runs from base 1 to 237 and encodes 78 amino acids. The transcript has a single exon. The record is from RefSeq and is a predicted model, not a curated record. NCBI's taxonomy places the organism in Eukaryota, Fungi, Ascomycota, Sordariomycetes, Hypocreales, Nectriaceae.